Cantharellus anzutake is the source of this 1212-nucleotide messenger RNA. RefSeq lists its product as uncharacterized. The record is from RefSeq and is a predicted model, not a curated record. The transcript is spliced from 2 exons. Bases 1 to 1212 code for a protein of 403 amino acids. NCBI's taxonomy places the organism in Eukaryota, Fungi, Basidiomycota, Agaricomycetes, Cantharellales, Hydnaceae.
AUGUCUUCAGCAACGGUGCAGGACACCAAGGAUAGCUUGAAACGGGACCCGGAGUUCUCAACGUUUAGCUUUAUCAAUACACGGAGUUAUUUCUUUGCGCCGGACACCCAGGAAUCUGAGCAGGAGGAGUCGACGGAUGCAAGGAGCGCUCAAAAGGAUGCUCUCGUUGCUGUGGAAACUAUGUCAAGUACGCAGAGAUCUGGUUCGACUUCCAGUGGUGGGUCAGCGGAAUUAGAAUUGCCCAGAAUCUACUACCGUCUUUACGCCAGCGACGAAGGUGCCAUCUUUGCUCAAAACCCGCUGGAUGUAAACGACCCUUCGCUUAGCUCCAUCUUCGCUGACUGGGCACCACCUCCUCAUACUGUUGGGAACCUCAAGAAGUAUAUUUGCAACCGAGAGCAGUUUCAUCCCUCGCGUGCAAGCGUAUACCUCUCACGUCGUGACCGUUCGCCAGCCCUUGAUUACACAAAAGUAGAUCUACUUAGUUCGACUCUGAGACCUGGAUCUACUCCCGAGAAGGCUAUCGCUAUUGUUGUACAGCUAGAUGCAGAAGGAUUGGGUACAGCAAGCAAUCCGCUGCCGAUAGCCUAUAGGUGUAAGAAAGGGAUGGAAGAAAUGGCGCAGGCGAUUCGAGCCGUUGUGGAUGCUACCGCUCAAAAACGAGCGAAGUUGGCCAUGAGGAUCAAAAAGUUGAAGGAACGACGGGCUGAGGCGGGAAGGGAGAGAGAAAGAACGCGGGAGGAGCAGACGCUGGAGAGGGAACGAACGAAACGCCAAAAGGUGCUUCAAAGGGAGUUGAUCAAGGUACACGAGAAAGAGCGGGUACGGGAGCGAGAAGCCACGAAGGAACGACAGAAGGCACAGGAAUGGGAGACGAAGAAGGACCGGGAGCUAAAGGAAAGGGAGAAUGACGCAUUGGCAAACGUUGAUCGGGGAGGAGAAGCUGCUCGGCAGCAGAGUCCCAGUCCUAAACCAUCUUCUAUUUCGCCUCCAGUACCACCCAAGACUUACCGACCGCCGCUGCGCCCUGGGACAUAUGCUUCGAGAUCUGUGGUUCAAAGAGCUCGCGCGAGUAUCACUACCAGCAAUUCUGGUUCAGUGACGUCAAGAAGCAUACAACGAAGACACACUACCGCCAAUGCAAGACCACAGGCCAUUCGAGGAUCUAUGAUCAUGAUGAUGCCUUACCUCAUCCACUCAUCCAGGGGAUGA